Solanum dulcamara is the source of this 999-nucleotide messenger RNA. RefSeq lists its product as uncharacterized. The record is from RefSeq and is a predicted model, not a curated record. Gene Ontology annotation, molecular function: nucleic acid binding. The coding region runs from base 1 to 999 and encodes 332 amino acids. The transcript is spliced from 3 exons. Lineage: Eukaryota; Viridiplantae; Streptophyta; Magnoliopsida; Solanales; Solanaceae.
AUGGAAGAGGUAAAACGGCGGCAGUUCGAGGAUCCCAAUUUGUUACAGUACAAAAAUGUGGCUUUUAACAAAGAAAGGACUCAGUUCAAAAUUUUGUCUGAUGGGGUAUUAUUAUGUGAAGGCAGGAUAUGUGUACCUGACGUUGCAGGGCUGCGGCAGCAAAUUAUGGCCCAUUUUCUUCCUGUUCGGACUACGUAUUCGGCUGGGGAUUAUGCUAGAUUAUAUAUUAAGGAGAUAGUAAGGCUCCAUGGAGUUCCUGUAUCUAUUAUAACUGACAGAGGUGCCCAAUUUACGGUUAACUUCUGGAGAUCGUUCCAGGAAGGAUUAGGGACUCAGAUGGCUCCGUAUGAAGCCCUAUAUGGUAGGAAGUGCAGAUCCCCGAUUGGUUGGUUUGAUGUGGGCGAGACUAAAUUAAUUGGGCCAGAUGUGGUACAGCAAGCAGUUGAUAAGGUAAAGCUUAUUCGGGAGCGAUUAUUGGCUACCCAGAGUCGACAAAAAUUAUAUGCAGAUAAGCAACGUCAACCACUAGAGUUUCAGAUUGGCGAUUGGGUAUUUCUGAAGGUGUCUCCCAUGAAGGGUGUGAUGAGGUUUGGCAAAAAGGGUAAGCUUAGUCCGCGGUAUAUCGGACCUUAUCAGAUCACCCGGAGGAUAGGCGAAGUCGCCUAUGAGCUAGACUUACUGUCCGAUCUGGAGGCAGUGCACCCGGUAUUUCAUGUAUCUAUGCUUCAUAAAUGUGUUGGUGAUCCUUCCAGAAUAUUUCCUAUAGAAGAUGUACAGAUAACGGAAGAGCUAUCUUAUGAAGAACAUCACGUAGUCAUUUUAGAUCGGCAGGUGAGAAGAUUGCGCACCAAGGAUGUACCCUCUGUCAAGGUUCUAUGGAGGAACAAUAACCGAGAGGAAAUGACCUGGGAGGCUGAAAGCGAGAUGAAGAAGAAAUAUCUGUACCUGUUUCCUAUGCCGUCAGGUAACUUAAAUUUCUUAAUUAAUUACAUUAAUUAG